GUUGGUUCUUUAUUUCCAGUGUUCUGUUCAUAAUGAACAGUCUUUUCAUUUAUUUGUGCGGUAUUCUGAAAGAGCUCCUGGGAUUGACAGACUACAGCAAGGCGCAGGAUGGCAAGGACCUACAUCUCUGUCCUGAUGCUCUACGGCACGAGCCUGAUCGGCAGAGCGCUGCUCGCUGAGGUCCACUCCGUGGCAGCGAAGCGUGGGUACAACGUCAGGCUGCCCUGCUCCUUCCGCAUGAGCGGCGCCGGGGGCUACAUGGGGUGGUUCAGGCACGGGCCAAACGAUUCGGUGCCCCUGUGCAUCUUUUCGGUGUAUGAUGGUGGUCAUUCAGAAGUUAAACAUCACAACAAAUUCCGCCAAGAACAUAUAAAACUGCACUGGACCAACAGCAGUUUCGACUGUGAAAUUAUAAACGUGGAUUUAUCGGACUCUGGUCUGUAUUUCUGUGGACAAAUGACGACAUCCAAAUUGGUCUUCGACAGUGCAACACGGGUGGAGGUUGAAGGACAGAUGUCACCGACAACAACAGAAGAAGGACAUUGCGAAGAAAGUGUAUGUGUCUCUCAUUUUCCCAUCCUCUGGGCCUUGGGAGGAGUGAGUGCAAUACAGCUCGUGGUGAUUUUCGUCUUGGUCUGCAGAGUCGCUGGGACAGGGAAAGCUUCUCAGCAUAACUCAGACAACAAACGGGUGGAUGAAGACCCAGAAACACUGAAUUACGCGGCAUUGAAUUUUGCUCAGAACAGGAAGAAACCCAGGAGGAGGGAAGAGCUGGACACCCAUGUUGUAUAUGCUGCUACAAGAUGAAGGGUGGGGGGGGCUGGGAUAUUAUGCAGCAAGAAACUGAACUCCUUCUCUGCCCAUCACCCCACUGGUUAAGUGUUCCCGACAACACUUUAUGCUGCAUGAGUACCACAUGCUUUUUCCAGAUAAUAACAAAAAACAAUAUUGUAUCACACGUGAUUUUUGGAAAUAUUAUUCCAGGGGCACCUAGUGACGGUCUGCUGGUGAUGAUCUGUGACCAAAACAUUUGUUUGCCUUGAAUUUUGAACAUUUUGUACAAUAAAUCAUCACAAUAAAUACUUUUGCUGAA
This is a messenger RNA of Anguilla rostrata (American eel), 1093 nucleotides long. RefSeq lists its product as uncharacterized. The record is from RefSeq and is a predicted model, not a curated record. Gene Ontology annotation, cellular component: cell surface. Gene Ontology annotation, molecular function: MHC class I protein binding; coreceptor activity. Lineage: Eukaryota; Metazoa; Chordata; Actinopteri; Anguilliformes; Anguillidae. Gene Ontology annotation, biological process: regulation of immune response; response to bacterium. Bases 109 to 807 code for a protein of 232 amino acids. The transcript is spliced from 6 exons.